This is a messenger RNA of Rotaria sp. Silwood1, 375 nucleotides long. The record is from the annotation of a GenBank genome assembly. Lineage: Eukaryota; Metazoa; Rotifera; Eurotatoria; Philodinida; Philodinidae.
AUGAUAACACGAAUUAAUGAUAUUUUACAAAUAAUAUCAAAAUUAAUUCCUAAAAUAAAUCAAUCAAUAGAUCUUGAACAUUUUUUACCAAUACAACAAAUAAAAUUAACUAAAUUACCAAAUUCACAUACUGUUUUAAUUCUUCAAUCAACUGUUGAAGCAUUUUUUCUUGUGCAUGCUAUUGAUUUCGAUAAUGAAAAUAAUAAGAAAACAAAUCAUGAAACACAUAAAGUUUUAUCACAUUUAGAAUGUUUUGAUCAAGCAGCAGCAACAAUAACAUCAACUGUUCGUGAUGUACUUGAUAAAUCAAUUCUUUUAUGCACAGAUGUUUCACAAACAAUAUCAACGAAUGAAAUAUCAUUAGAUAAACAAUAA